UGAAUGGACUGGUCACUCGAUUGGAAUCUCUACAGAUGAGGCUGCUGGCCUUAGUGGCAGUGGCUGUGUGUGCUGUCACUCAAGCCGAGGAGGGAGCCAGACUCUUGGCGUCCAAAUCGCUGCUGAACAGAUAUGCAGUGGAGGGGCGCGACCUGACCUUGCAAUACAACAUCUACAAUGUGGGCUCCAGUGCUGCGUUAGAUGUGGAAUUAUCAGAUGAUUCCUUCCCUCCAGAAGACUUUGGCAUUGUCUCUGGAAUGCUCAAUGUCAAAUGGGACCGGAUUGCCCCCGCCAGCAACGUCUCCCACACCGUGGUCCUGCGCCCCCUCAAGGCUGGGUAUUUUAACUUCACCUCAGCGACCAUCACUUACCUGGCCCAGGAGGACGGGCCUGUUGUGAUUGGCUCUACCAGCGCACCUGGACAGGGAGGCAUCCUGGCCCAGCGGGAGUUUGAUAGGAGAUUCUCCCCCCAUUUUCUGGACUGGGCAGCCUUCGGGGUCAUGACCCUUCCCUCCAUCGGCAUCCCCCUGCUACUAUGGUACUCUAGCAAGAGGAAAUACGACACCCCGAAACCCAAGAAGAACUGAAUGGGGCUUCUACAGCCCUCUUCUAAGAAAUCCAGGUGCUUUGCAGACUCCCAGGGCUAUGUCAAAUGCAGUCUCUUCUCCCUCGGCCCUUGACCACCUUCCCCUGGGUCCUGGCCUGUCCUCUGCCAGAGGGAAGGAGCCGGGGCCCAAGAGUCUGAGGGCAUCCUUGGUUCCACUGUGAAGCCAUAUAAGCAGGAAUGCCUUUGGCAGCUGCCCGGAGCCUAGGAGGCCCCUCUGGGACUCUCCCAAGGUGCUGUGGGUGUACUGCUGGCAAAGUGAAUUCUCAGGAGUCCAGGAGGCGCACUUCAGAGACCACCUGACACCCUCUUCACCCCCUCAGCACCCACUCCCCCCUCCACCUCAGAAGAGUAUGGAAGAUGAAACAGAAGCUGUGGGCCCUUGGAGGCCUAAGGUCUUUGUUUUGAGUCAGCCAAGCGCUUACUGAAUGGGGUUUUCUAAUAAAAACAAAAUGCCA
This is a messenger RNA of Ochotona princeps (American pika), 1062 nucleotides long. It is a transcript of the gene SSR2, whose product is annotated as signal sequence receptor subunit 2. The transcript is spliced from 5 exons. NCBI's taxonomy places the organism in Eukaryota, Metazoa, Chordata, Mammalia, Lagomorpha, Ochotonidae. The record is from RefSeq and is a predicted model, not a curated record. The coding region runs from base 36 to 587 and encodes 183 amino acids. Gene Ontology annotation, cellular component: membrane; endoplasmic reticulum.